This is a messenger RNA of Phodopus roborovskii (desert hamster), 2529 nucleotides long. RefSeq names its product vomeronasal type-2 receptor 116-like. The record is from RefSeq and is a predicted model, not a curated record. Lineage: Eukaryota; Metazoa; Chordata; Mammalia; Rodentia; Cricetidae. Gene Ontology annotation, biological process: G protein-coupled receptor signaling pathway. The transcript has 7 exons. Gene Ontology annotation, molecular function: G protein-coupled receptor activity. Gene Ontology annotation, cellular component: membrane. Bases 1 to 2529 code for a protein of 842 amino acids.
AUGGCACUGUCAUUAGACAUGUUAACAAGGAAAUCGGGGAAAAUAUCACAAGGUCACACACCUAGAUUUCUGGAAAAUAACUAUCUGUUUGUUUUGGCCUUGUUAUUUGCCACUGAGGAGAUCAACAACAACCCACAUCUUUUACCCAACAUAUCUCUAGGAUUUGAUCUCUAUAAUGCUCUAAACAAUGAAUGGAAUAUCCUGCAGGAUGCUUUUAUUUGGCUCACAGGACAGAGACAAAUCAUUCCUAAUUACACCUGUAGAAGGAAGAGCAAGGUAACUGCUGUGCUUACAGGACCAUCAUCAGCAACAUCCACACAUUUUGGGAGACUUCUGGAUCUCUACAAAUUCCCACAGGGUGAAGAGGAAGAGGCUGGAGUUGAUAUAGGAAUUUUUGAAAUUCAGCAUUGUCAGCAGUUGUCUGUAAAACUCUCACUUACAUUUGGAUCAUUUGACACCAUCCUGAGUGACAGAGGCAAGUUUUCUUCUCUCUAUCAAAUAGCUUCCCCAGACACAUCUCUUCCAUUUGGCAUUGCUCUGAUGAUGGUUCAUUUUAGCUGGACCUGGGUGGGGUUGCUCCUCGUAGAGGACCACAAAGCAUCUCAGAUUCUUUCUGAUUUGAGAAGAGAAAUGGAUAGAAAUAAAGUGUGCAUAGCUUUUGCAAAAAUGAUUCCAGACACGAACUUUCCCACUCUUAAUUUUAUCGUGAAAACUCGAGUGCAGAUUCUAGAAUCAUUGACAAAUGUGAUUAUCAUUUAUGGUGACUAUGAUUCCCUAAAAUUUUUAAUAGUGAUUUUAUCACAUGAUUUACUGACAAUGAAAGUCUGGGUCUUGAAGUCACGAUUACAUACUUCUUCGUAUGUUCAUUCACAUGAGUUCCUGGUUGACUCAUUCCAUUCAGGUCUCAUUUUUUCCCACCACCUUUCAAAGAUUACUGGUUUUAAAAAUUUCUUGCAGACAAUUAAUCCUUUCAAAUACCCAGAAGACAAUUUCCUUGCUAUUUUGUGGCACAGACACUUCAAUUGUUCUUUUUCUCAACAUGAUUGUAAAAUUCUGGGUAUCUGUCUACCCAAUGCUUCCUUGGAGCAGUUGCCUAUGAAAAAUUGGAAAAUGGGCAUGACUGAAGAGAGUUAUAAUAUAUAUAAUUCUGUGUAUGCUGUGGCUCACAGUCUCCAUGAAAUGAUCUUUAGUCAAGUACAAAUUCAACCUCCCAGGAAUGUGGAAGGAAAUGUCUACCCCUGGCAGCUUCAUCCUUUCCUAAAGAAUAUUCAUGUCAAAAACUAUGCUGGAGGCAAUGUGGUUUUGGAUUUGAAAAGGAAAGUAGAUGCAGAGUAUGAUAUUCUUAACUUCUGGAAUUCUCCAGGAGGUCCAGGACAUACUGUGAAAGUUGGAACAUUUUAUCCAAAGUCUCCACAGGGUCAACAACUAAUUUUGUCUCAUCAUAUAAAAUGGCCAACAGGACUUACAGAGAUUCCUCGCUCUGUGUGCAGUGAGAGCUGUGGUCCUGGAUUCAGAAAGUCCCCCCAGGAUGGGAAGCCUGACUGUUGCUUUGACUGUAUAACUUGUCCAGCCAAUGAAAUCUCCAAUGAAACAGAUGUGGAUCAUUGUGUGAGGUGUCCAGAAAGUCAUUAUGCAAAUGCACACAAGAACCACUGUCUCCAGAAAGCAGUGACCUUUCUGUCCUAUGAAGACCCUUUGGGGAUGGCACUCACCUCCUUGGCCCUGGGCUUCUCUGCACUAACAGUUAGUGUUCUUGGUGUCUUUGUGAAGUACCACCACACUCCCAUCGUCAAGGCCAACAAUCGGUCUCUCACUUAUAUCCUGCUCAUCACUCUGACCUUCUGUUUUCUCUGUCCCUUGCUCUUCAUUGGCCAUCCCAACACAGCCACCUGUGUCCUGCAGCAGAGCACAUUUGCCGUUCUGUUCACAGUGGCUCUCUCCACAGUCUUGGCCAAAACUCUAACUGUGGUUCUGGCUUUCAAGAUCACAGUUCCAGGGAAAAUGGUGAGGAGGAUAAUGAUAUCAAGGGCUCCUAACUACAUCAUUCCAGUCUGCACCCUUAUCCAACUUGUGCUCUGUGGAAUUUGGCUGAGCGCCUCUCCUCCUUUUGUUGACUCAGAUGCUCACACUGAACAUGACCACAUAAUUAUUAUAUGCAACAAGGGCUCCUCUAUUGCCUUCCACUCUGUCCUGGGAUACCUCUGCUCCCUGGCACUUGGUAGCUACACCAUGGCUUACCUGUCCAGGAACCUGCCUGACACAUUCAAUGAGGCCAAGUUCCUGUCAUUCAGCAUGCUCGUGUUUUUCAAUGUCUGGAUAACCUUCCUCCCUGUCUACCACAGCACCAAGGGCAAGUCCAUGUUAGCUAUGGAAGUCUUCUCUAUCUUGGCUUCCAGUGCAGGGCUUCUUGGAUGCAUUUUUGUUCCCAAGUGCUACAUUAUUUUGUCAAGACCAGAGAGAAACUUGCUUUAUCACAUCAGGGACGAAACACAUUCUAGGAGAAAUGUUCUUCAUUCAUUUCCUUCUUAA